AUGGGGAUGAGCAAUAGCAGUGUCCAAGAAGACUUCAUUUUGGUGGGCUUCUCAGACCAGCCAAAACUCGAAAGCAUUCUCUUCAUAAUUGUUUUGGUAUCCUAUCUCCUUACUCUGCUGGGAAAUACAAUAAUUAUUCUGAUCUCCUCCAUAGACCUCAAACUGAAAACACCCAUGUACUUUUUUCUUACUCAUCUCUCCUUAGUUGACAUCUGUUUCACCACCAGUGUUGUCCCUCAGCUUCUAUGGAACCUAGGAGGACCAGCUAAGACCAUCACUUCCUUGGGCUGUGCUGUGCAGCUGUACGUCUCCCUGGCUCUGGGCUCCACAGAAUGUGUCCUCCUGGCUGUCAUGGCCUUUGACCGCCAUGCUGCUGUCUGCAGGCCUCUCCGCUAUGUAGCUGUGAUGAACCCACAGCUGUGCCGAACUCUAGCAGGGCUCUCGUGGCUAAGUGGAGCAGGAAAUGCUCUCAUCCAGGGUACUGUCACGCUCUGUCUGCCACGCUGUGGACACCAGUGGCUGCAGCAUUUCUUCUGUGAGGUCCCCUCCAUGAUCAAGCUUGCUUGUGUGGACAUCAGGGCCAAUGAGGUCCAGCUCUUUGUUGCUUCGCUGAUCUUGUUGCUCUUGCCCUUAGCACUGAUACUGACAUCCUAUGGACAGAUAGCCAAUGCAGUUAUGAGGAUCAAGUCAUCCCAGGCCUGGCACAGGGCCCUGGGUACGUGUGGACCUCACCUGAUGGUGGUAUCCCUCUUCUAUGGGAGCAUCACAGCUAUCUACAUCCAGCCCAAUAGUUCCUAUACCCGCACUCAUGGGAAAUUCAUCUCCCUCUUCUACACAGUCAUGACCCCAGCCCUCAAUCCCCUCAUCUAUACACUGAGGAAUAAGGAGGUAAAAGGAGCUCUGGGGAGGCUAUUUCACAGAGACCUGGGAGUGAACAAAUGA
Messenger RNA from Jaculus jaculus (lesser Egyptian jerboa), 942 nucleotides. RefSeq names its product olfactory receptor 2G3-like. The record is from RefSeq and is a predicted model, not a curated record. Gene Ontology annotation, molecular function: G protein-coupled receptor activity; olfactory receptor activity. The transcript has a single exon. Gene Ontology annotation, biological process: G protein-coupled receptor signaling pathway. The coding region runs from base 1 to 942 and encodes 313 amino acids. Lineage: Eukaryota; Metazoa; Chordata; Mammalia; Rodentia; Dipodidae. Gene Ontology annotation, cellular component: membrane.